Molecule: messenger RNA, 3142 nt
Organism: Paramecium sonneborni
Lineage: Eukaryota; Ciliophora; Oligohymenophorea; Peniculida; Parameciidae
Source: the annotation of a GenBank genome assembly
AUGUUCGCUAACCCAUCUGAAAUUUUAUUUUUGGAAGAAUGCUGUAAGUUUACUCUUGAUCCAGCAAAGUACUUUGAAGCUUUUAUAAUAGAGCCGAUAAAAUAAUAUUCUUGGCUGAUACCUUUAGAUAAUAUUUUUAUGAAAAAUCCAAUAUUUCCAUAUCAAAAACUUCAGAUAUUUUGGACUCAUGUAUUUUAGAGAGACUAAAAUAUCCGUAAAAUAAAAUAUAUAAGUAGCAAAACUAAUCCAUUCGUUUUCUUAGUUUAAAUUAAAAAAAAUAUUGAAUAAUUAAGAGAAAAACCUUGGUAUAAUACUAAAUCAAUUGGAAUACUUAUUGAAUCAUUUAGAAUCAUAGUUUAAAAUUAUAUAAUGACCAUAUUACAAUAUCCUGAUUAAUUUUCACCUUAAAGAUCUAUUUCAGAUAGAGAGAAGGAAUAAAAUUCAGGUAUCUGCUAUUUAUAUGAAGAAAUAUAAAAGUUGAUUGCCAGGCUUUUUGAUAUGUUUGAUUCGAUAGGAUUUGACUCAGAAAUACACAGUUUAUUCAUCUAAAAUUUAGGAGAAUAUUUUGAUAGAAAUUAGCUUCAUUCUCUGAUAAUUUAAUAUUCUAGAAAUUGCAUUUCAAGGGUGUCAAUAUAAUAAUUAAAUUUAGUUUAAUAUCUAUAAUGAUCAAGUAAAUAUCUAUUUUAGAAUAUUCUAACACUAUUUAAAAGAUACAAAAACAAGGGAGUUGAUUAUGUUUGAUUAAAUUGCUAAAUGGUAAGCAAAGUUUUAAAUGAAUUUAGGAAUGUUAAAACAUAAAAAGGUGAUAUUCUGGAAAAAGAAUUUGUUUUAGGUCCUUUUUUUACAAUCUCAUUAUUAUAAGAUAACUAAGAGGUGAGAGAAAGGGCUCAUCAAAAUUUAAAAAGAAAAAUGACAAAGAGAUAAUUUGAGAAUCUUCUUAAAUAAUAUUAAUAAACAUGUUGUAAUUAUGUUGAAAAUUUAACAUCUCUAAUUAGAUUAUGUCUUUCUAAAAAUACAUUUUAACAAACAAUCCAAUUUUUUAAUGCUGUAUGUUAUUGCAAUCGAGACAAAACAAAAGAAGCCUAUUAGCAUAAUAGAUCAUUAAGAAUUAAGUAAAAAGUUUCAUCUGAUGGGUUUAUGCUCAAUUUAUAUGAUAUUUUACUUAAUUUAUCAAAUAAAAUAUCAUUAAGAGCAGAUGAUACAUAUACCAAAAUAGACAAGAAUUUUUGGUUAACAAUUCCAUUUGAGAAUGAUUAAAUGCUUUUAGGUAUUUGAUUCCAAGUAUUAUUAGCCCCUUAAAAACCUUAAAGUAAAUAAAAUUUAUAAAUUGGUAAUGUAAGUUAUUUGUUUUUCUAUACUUUAAAAUUUGUUUAAAUUGGAAUUAUACCAGUUAUUGAUAGAAUGAAGGAUUAGAUAAAAGAUAUUGAAGAUUAAAAAGAAUUACUUGAACUAUUCAAAGAUCUACCAUAAGAAAAAAGUCUUUAAGCAGAAAUAGAAUUUUUAGAAGAAGAAUUACAUCAAUUAGAAUUAGUGAUCUUUAAUCCAGGAAGGAUCAAAGAUACAAUUUAAUUGUUUGAUACUUUCAUUUAUUUAUUUAAAAAUUGGUUAAACAUUCCAAAUUUUAUUAAUGGUUAAGCUUUAUGGCAGAAAACAGAAAUUUUGAAUUAUAUUCCAGAAUUUAUAAUAGAUGAUAUUCUUGAUUAUUUAGUUUUUUACAUGCAACAUUUAGAAGGAUUUACUGAAAAUUAUUUUCAUUAUUAAUAAGUACAUCUUAAAAUUAGAAUUAGUUCAUUAGCUUUGUAGAAAUUGCGAUAUAUUUUAUUCAUAUCCCAAUUGCUACUAAUAAAUAUUUACCAGGCAAAUUUAUAGAAGCUUUAUUUUAUUAUGCCAGAGUGACUAAAAAAUAAAAUUAUUUUAAUUAUAUCUUUGUUUAGAAUGAUUUAAUUAGAGAAAAUUUACUUAUAGGUCUAAUUAAUCAAUAUUCAGCAGUUGGAGAAACUGGAGCAAAUAAUCAAUUUUAUGUAAAAUUCCAAUAUAGAUUUUAUAUUAAUGAUUUUCUCUUAUAAUUAUUAUCGAUACCUAUUUAUUAAUAACAAUUUAAAAAAUAUAUAGGUAUUGAAUAAGGUUAAAGGUUAAUAAAAUUUAUGAUAAGUGAUAUGAAUUAUGGUUUUGAAGAAAUUUGGACAAAUUAUAUAGAAACUUAUUAAAAAAAGGAGAAAGAAAUCGCAAAUAAUAUUGAUUAAAAACACAGAAAAAAAAAAGAACUUGAUUAGCUUAAAGGAUCCAUUUAAUCAAAUUUAAGAAAUAUGAAAUCUAAUUUGAAGUUACUAGUAGAACUUAGCUAUCAUAUUCCAUAAGUUCUAAUGCAAGAAAGUAAAAUAUUUAAAAUAAUUAUUAGUUUUUCAAGAAAUGAUUUUGAAAAUGCUAAAUUAUUACCUUAAUAAUUUUUUGAAUGAAAAAACUAAAGUAAAAUUAGAAGCAUUGAAAUAAAUAGCUGAAAAAUAAUUUAAAUUAGCAAAUUUCUUGUAAGAAAUUGGAACAUUUUUUACAAAUAUAUGUGAUUAGAAAAAAGUUGUAAGUAUCAUAGUAAAGGAUGAAAGAUCUUAUGAUAUUAAGAAUUUUUUGAAAUUAGAGUAAAUGUUUAGAAACAAUAUUGCUGGAUAGUAAGAUAAGGUUGAAAGAUUACAUAAAUUUAUAAAAAAUUUAAAGUUAAAAGCAGAAAAAAAAUAAUUUUUAGAGUCAAUUUUAGAGUAGACCUAGAUCCCAGAGGAAUACUAAGAUCCAAUAUAUGGAGAAGUAUAUUAAAUAAUUAGAUUAGUUAAUAAAAGAUCCAGUUAUGUUGCCUUAAUCUAAAACAAUAAUGGAUAGAAAAGUGAUAAAAGCAGCUUUAUUAGAAAAAAAGGUAGAUCCAUAUACAUUAACUCCUUUAGAUGAAAAGGACUUAAUUCCUUAACCAGAAUUAAAAAAGAAAAUUGAAGAAUGGUUGAAUAAUCUAAAGAAACAAAGAGAUAUUAAAGUGGAAGAAGCUGAUAAGAAUAGAAUGCAAACAGAAAUUCCCUUCAAAUAAACAUAAAGUUUUAAUAUAUAGGAGGAAGAAGAAGAAAAUGUAUUUAAAGGAAAAAGAUAUGAAGAAGGUGAUUGA